UCUUUGUGCCGCUGCCGACGCAACAACUACAUCCGGGUGAUUGUGGUGACCUUCAUUGGUUGAUCAUCAUGGCGGCUAUCGUCAGGUUGAGUUCUGUGUGUCGCAGAGGAGUCAAACCCCUGUUCUACCAAAGCACUUUGUUGGCCAGGCCGCUGGUUGUACCGCACAAAUACCAGGAGCAGCCGUACCAGCUGACAGCAAGGAUCCAUGCGUCACAGGCUCUGUACGCGGGCUCUGGCUCCAAAGCUGCCUCUCUGCACUGGACAGCAGAGAGGGUGCUGAGCAUCCUGCUGCUGGCCAUGGGACCUGUAGCCUAUUUCCACCCCGGCCCUGCCAUUGACUACUCCUUGGCUGCUGCGCUGACCCUGCAUGGACACUGGGGUAUCGGGCAAGUGCUCACAGACUACGUUCACGGGGAUGCAAAGAUCAAGAUGGCCAACACGGGUCUCUUCCUCCUGUCCACGGUCACCUUCGCUGGUCUUUGCUACUUCAACUACAACGACGUGGGCAUCUGCAAAGCCAUCGCCCUGCUCUGGAGCAAAUGAAUAUAACUGUGGACUGUAAGCUCGGGAGGACCUAGACACUGGGAUGGGAGCAGUCUCGUCCCAGCUGAUUGUAAAAAUUCAAGGUGUUUUAUGUAAAUUCUUAUAAAUAUAUCAUUUUCGACAACAUCACGGUGAUUCACAAGAGUGUAAUUGUAGUUAAUGUCCAUCAAUUCAGGCUUGGUGUCUGUAUGAAGUUCUUGUUCAUCCACUGGCCUCCAUUUUCUCUUCAAUGUGGGAGAUUAGCUUCUGUUAAAGUUCAACGUGGACUAAAUCUAAGCUGCGUCACCCUGUAGGUUCUGAUCUCAAGCAACACCAUGUCUGGUUACUUAAAAUGUCACUCCCAAUUCUAUGAAUGAUAUAUAUCCAACAUCCUGGCAUGUAAUUGUUAUAUUUUCUGGGGACGUUCAUUUUAAACAAAACAGAUUUUACAGGAUGUUGCUGUUCGAUGUGUAAUUUAUUUUGUAUUUCAUGUCCAGGUCCUUUUUGUGGCUGAUCUUAAAUGUAUUUUUGUUUCAAUCACAAUGUGUACAUACUGCCUCUUGUUCGUAAACCCAUCAGGAAUAACAGGGCAGCACUCCAGAUCUGAGCAGUGUUUGUAUGUUCACAUCACCCUCCACACUAAGCCCCCUCCCCUCAGUGUACAAAUGAUUCACCUGGUAAUCGUGUCACUCGGCUCGGGCGUACUUGACUGCACCUUGACUGACAGGAUGCUGUCGGCAGGUGUGAAACUGUUGUUUAACCUGUCAGUCAAGUGUGCGGUGCUGUGGUCUGUGCAGAGAGCAGACUGCAUUUGCUUGUACUGACAUGUUUAAUCCAGGAGGGGAUCUGCUCUGCUGCUCUAUAGAAGUUUCAGUGAAGGUAAGGUACGCUAGAUCUGAAGUGCAUCAUAAACUCAAGCCAUCUAGCAAUACUCAAACCUGCCUGUGCAACUCCAGCACAGUGGCUGAUGAAGUCUGGCAGCGUGCAAACUCUUGCCAGCUAACAGUGUUUAAUCCACAGCAGGGUCUGACAUUAACAGCUGCAGAAUGCCGUCCUCUGCCAAUAAAAUAUCACUCAAGACAGUCAUAGUGACGUCUCUGUAACAUAAUGAGUUGUGUUGUACUUCAUGUAUGGAUAACAGACUCCUUCCACUGUGUGAAUGAGUUAACAAAUUAAAAAAGACACAUUUGGAAAAUAUUUAAAAAUGUACAUUUAUUUUGACCAUGUAAAACGUUCUUUUUCUUAAGUUUAUUAUCUCUUGGCAAAAAGGCAAACACUUACUUAAAGGCACUGUAUAAGGUUCAAUAUGGCUGGCUUAUCAAAACUGUGGUUGUUGUCAUGUCAUCUUCAGGGUUCCCACAGUCAUGGGAUUUCAUUUUCCAGGCGUGGAAAAGUCAUGGAAUUGGUGAAAAUCAUUGAAAGUUUUGGAAAACGCAUUGAAUUUGUUGUUUGUAAUGGAACUAAUUGUUACGGUAAUCUUCCAGGGAUAACUUUCCACAUAAUGUAACAUAAAUGUAAAUAUAUUUUCUGUCAGUUAGCCAUUGACAUAAUGUAGCUCUAAUAUUAGGGCUGCAGGAUAUAUCAUUUAAGCAUCGAAGGACGUGCAGUGUCAAGUAAGGCAAAUAAAGUCAACUUAUUCUAUGCUUGAUACAAAUGGAAAACCUGCAGUUCUCAUUUUCCACGACUUAAACUAACCAAGCCUGCUUUUAGACAUUACGUGUAUAUGUGACGUAGUGUGGCGGCGUUUGUUAUGGGAAACGAGACUUUCCUGUGCGUGCGUGCGUGUAGGGAAGCACAGUAACCAGGCCAACAAGUGCAGCAGACACAGUGAAGUGCAUGGAAAGUUUUGAAAUUUUGUCCAUGAACAUGUGGGAACCCUGAAUCUUAGAUCAUUUACCCAUAGCUUACAUUUAGUGUACACACGCGCAGUCCUUGCAUGCAGCUGCCAAUACCAACAGUUAUUUUUGUACAGCUGGAAGGGGCGUUACAGAUUGAGUUAAUGGCUGUAAAAAGCUGACUGGAUUCAGUCUGAUGUCUCAGUGCUGAGUCAGGAAAUGUUUUUGAGGGCUUAUAAGUUUGUGUUGGUCAGGUUGCUUCUUACAGCAAUUGUCAAUUUGUAAUUUCUGUUCAAUUAAUGUCUUCAGAUUAUACGCACAAGAUGAGGUGUGGGAAGAGAGAGUGCACUGUUCCUGCCUCAGCGGAAUAAAGUUGGCUUUACAGAUGUUUUCACAUUUUGAGAUUUUAUGAGUUAAUAUACACCAUGUAUGCAACAGACAGAAGAGUUCAAAAACUUUAGAAUAUAUGAAAUUGCUUAUACAUAUAUAUAUAUAUAUAUAUAUAUAUACACACACACACAUUAAGAAAUUAUCUGCAUUUUUUGCACAUGAAAAAAACAAUGGAAAGCCCUUUUAACAUUUAACCAGCAGGGCUGAUGAGUAGCAAAUUAGUUUUCACUAGUGGACAUUUUAACAAGUUCAUUUAAGAUAUCUGUAAAACAGUUCUGACAUAUAUGUUUUACAUGUAGAAAUUACACCGAUCAGCCAAAACAUGAAAACCACUGAUGGGUGAAGUGAAUAACAUUGAUCAUCUUGUUAAAGUACAAUGUUCUGCUGGGAAACCUUUGGUCCUGGCAUUCACGUGGAUGCUACUUGACGUGCUCCACCUACCCGAGCACGGUUGCAGACAAAACAGCACUUAUCAAUGGCAGUGGCCCCAGCAGGACAAUGCAUCAUGCCAAAGAGCUCAAGGUGUCAACUUUGCCUCUAAAUACCCCAGGUCCCAAUCUGAUCAAAUAUCUGAGGGCCGUGCUGGUACCCCAGAGGUACCCCAGAUCCACGGUGGGUUCUCCUUGGACCAGACUUGACUCUGACCUGUCAAGGCAUGGACACAUGACCUCUGGAGGGCGUUAGCUUCAGAUCUUUUGAGUCCCAUGGGUCGUGAGGUGGUGUCACAGCAAGUCCCACAGAUGUUUGACCAGAUUGGAAUUUGGCAAAUCUGGAGGCCAGGUUGACGUCUUGAGCUCUUUGUCACAUUCCUCGGACCAUUCCUGAGCAGUUUUUGUGAUGUGGCAUGGUACACUGUCCUGCUGGGGGGGCACAGCCACUGGGGAGGGGCGUUGCCUGGUCUGCACUGGUGUUAAGGUGGGUGGAGCGUGUAUGGUGGCAUCCACAUAAAUGUCAGUGCCCAAGGUUUCCCAACUGAACAUUGCAUUGAAACAAGAUAAUCAAUGUUACUCCGCUUGUCAGUGGUUUUAAUGUUUUGGUUAAUGGGUUUACAUAUGCAAAAGUCAUUUUACAAAUUAUCUGAAUUUUUUACACAUUAAAUGUUAAAUACAACAAUAAAAAUAAUGGAAAGCCCCUUUUAACAUUUAAUUCAAUGCCAAAUAAAAAGAAACAACAGUGAAAUAAAAUAAGAAUUGUUAUAUUUUGUAACAAACCUGCACCUAAAGGGGCAGAAACUGAAACAUAUGAAACAUCUAUGACAAGGACAGAAACAGUGUGUGUAAACGGACAGGAAACUCAACGUGUAUAAAACUGAAAUAUAUAUAAAACUUAUCACUGGUAACCUGAUGACCUAAUAGUCUAAUAACACAGAUAUGUUGACUUGGAACUCUAACCAGUCAAAAUCGGUUAUUGAAAUCUGCAAUUUAUGAUACUGCUACUGAUCAGUCAUCAAAGGGUAUCGUAUAAAAACACAAUUUAAAAUUAUAUUUACAUCUACAAACAAAAAAAGGACAUUCACUUUUAAAAACCACUUUGUCUGAGAGGUACAAUGUGGGUAGGUAAGGCAGUGAAGUUCACUUUUAAAAUUCGGUAUCUUAUUGUUAAAAGGCUUUGAAAGGCUGAAAUGAAAACAGAGCAGUGAGAACAAAUUAGGCUACCAUGGCUGUUUCGAGGCAUCUUAAUUCGGCCCAUAAAAUCAGGAUAUCAUGUAUUGCUCCUCUGUUGUUUUUUUUUUAAAUAAAAA
This is a messenger RNA of Epinephelus fuscoguttatus (brown-marbled grouper), 4490 nucleotides long. RefSeq names its product succinate dehydrogenase [ubiquinone] cytochrome b small subunit B, mitochondrial-like. Gene Ontology annotation, molecular function: heme binding; ubiquinone binding. Gene Ontology annotation, biological process: tricarboxylic acid cycle; mitochondrial electron transport, succinate to ubiquinone. Gene Ontology annotation, cellular component: membrane; mitochondrial envelope. Bases 69 to 545 code for a protein of 158 amino acids. NCBI's taxonomy places the organism in Eukaryota, Metazoa, Chordata, Actinopteri, Perciformes, Serranidae. The transcript has 4 exons. The record is from RefSeq and is a predicted model, not a curated record.